UCGAAACCAAAUCCAAAUCCAAAUCCUCAACGAAAAAAUUAGGGCGCGAUGUGGCGGGAAAGAAUCUCCCCCAAAUUGCAUCCCCUUUAAAUACACUACUCUCCCCCUUUCGAAAUCUCCCGUCAUUUCAUUUCUGCAUACAGACUACAGAGACACAGAAUUAUCUUCGUAUCCGAGUUUAGCUUACUCGAAAUGGGCAAGAGGAGAAACACUAGGGUUUCUGAGGAGCAUAUAGAGGAAGAAGAUGAAGAGAUGAACGAACAACAGCAAUUUCACAGUGCAUCGUCUUCGUCCAACCAGAAGAGCCUGUAUGAGAUUCUUGGUGUGGAGAAACAUGCGUCACAGCAAGAGAUAAAGAAAGCAUAUUACAAGUUGGCUUUGCGUCUGCAUCCUGAUAAGAACCCUGGUAACGAGGAGGCCAAGGAAAAAUUUCAGCAGCUGCAAAAGGUCAUAUCUAUCCUCGGUGAUGAGGAGAAACGAGCUGUGUAUGACCAAACUGGUUGUGUUGAUGAUGCUGAUCUAGCUGGUGACGUUAUCCAGAACUUGCAGACAUUUUUCCGAGCCAUGUACAAAAAGGUCACAGAGUCUGAUAUUGAAGAGUUUGAAGCAAACUACAGGGGUUCUGACACUGAACGAAAGGAUUUGUUUGAUCUUUUCAAAAAAGUGAAGGGCAACAUGGAUAAGCUUUUCUGCUGCAUGAUUUGCUCAGAUCCAUUGCUUGAUUCCCAUCGCUUCAAGGACAUCAUUGAUGAGGCUAUAUCUGCAGGAGACUUGAAGUCGACCAAAGCAUACGAGAAAUGGACGAAGAAAGUAUCUAAAACAAAACCUCCUACAAGUCCAUUAAGACAGAGAAAGAAGCCAAAGAAAGGCUCAGAUGAUCUGUAUGCAAUAAUUGCUCAACGACAAAAUGAGAGGCGAGGCAAGGUCGAUUCCAUGUUCUCAUCUCUUGUUCAAAGAUAUGGUGGAGGGGAACCAGUUCCGGAGCCAAGCGAAGAAGAAUUUGAAGCUGCUCGGCAAAAACUUGAAAGCCGAAGAAGCUCCAAAAGAAAAUAACUAAAUCAGGUUUUCCUUUUGCUUGCCAUCUUUUGUGAACUAGAUUUUCUAGCUUUGCUUUAUGAAGCACUGUAUUGAUGAAUAUGUCUGCAGAAGGCACCUGUUUUAUGCUAUAUGAAUUACUACUAUAUUAUAUGUA
Molecule: messenger RNA, 1192 nt
Organism: Salvia hispanica
Lineage: Eukaryota; Viridiplantae; Streptophyta; Magnoliopsida; Lamiales; Lamiaceae
Product: chaperone protein dnaJ 6-like
Source: RefSeq, a predicted model, not a curated record